This is a messenger RNA of Caenorhabditis briggsae, 1416 nucleotides long. NCBI's taxonomy places the organism in Eukaryota, Metazoa, Nematoda, Chromadorea, Rhabditida, Rhabditidae. Gene Ontology annotation, molecular function: transmembrane transporter activity. The record is from RefSeq and is a predicted model, not a curated record. Gene Ontology annotation, biological process: transmembrane transport. Gene Ontology annotation, cellular component: membrane. The transcript has 6 exons. Bases 1 to 1416 code for a protein of 471 amino acids.
AUGUCCUCUUCUUCUGACAAACUGUCGGCCGAUGACGUUCUCAACACGCUGGAAAAGCGAAACCGGUACAUCCUAACAUGCAUUUUGGUGUGCGGAUUCGCGUGGGCUCCAUUGGCAUUCACUGGUCUAUGCCCAUCGUUUGUCGUCAAGUCUCCUGAGAAUUCCAGUUUCAUCGGUGUAGCUGAUGAGUUCAAUUUAACAGGAGAAGCCACGUGGCUUGCCGACAGCACGACUACUUUCUAUAUGGUUGGAAAUAUGAUUGGUGGAAUGUUCAUCCCACCGUUGGCUGAUAAAUAUGGACGGUUGCCUGUCUUUGUGGUUACUGUACUUUUGAUGGCUAGCAGUGGGAUUCUUUCUGCGUUUUCGAAUUCAAUUCUGAUGUUCUGUAUAAUGAGAUUGAUUCAUGGAAUAUUCUAUACUGUAAGUUGGAUGAUUCAUACGGCCUCCGGACUAGCUGGUUGGGUUCUUGGCUAUGAGAAUACUCCUCUCCGUCUCCGAUUCUUUACUUCUGUCUAUUACGGAUUGAUGUGGGUCGUUGGAGCAUGUUUAUUGGCUCUUCUAGCCUAUAUUCUACCGGAUUGGAGAUAUCUGAUGUUCUGUAUUUCGUUUCCCAACCUUUUUGUGGCGAUUCUUAUUUAUAUGACAGUCCCUGAAAGUCUUCACUAUCUGGUUUCAAGUCAGCAAACUGAGAAAAUCGAAGCAUGGCUCGAGAAGAUUCGUGGACCAAAAGGAGACAUAACAGCGAUGGAUAUUGUCGAGAUUCAAGAUCCAAAAGGCUCCAGUUUCAAGAGUCUAUGCAGGGAAAUGUGGAAGCACAAAAUGUUUAUUGUUUACAUCUUUGUUAUGACCUAUUUGUGGAUCGUCGAUACUUUUAUCUAUUUCGGAUUGGCAUUCUACUCGAAAAACCUUGCUGGAAACAUCUAUUUGAACUUCGUUCUUAUGAGUCUUGUGGAAGCUCCAGCCUACGUUUUCUCUCCGAUUUUUAUGAACAAAUACGGAAGAAAAGUGCUCAUUUCGGGAACUCAUAUUAUCGCUGGGUUGUCGUUUUUGGGCAUCGUUUUGUCGUCUGAAGAAUGGCACAUUCAUUUCUGGCUUCUUGGGAAAUUCGCGAUUUCUUGUUCUUUUAUGAGCAUUUACAUGUUUGCUAGUGAGAUCUUUCCCACUGAUGGUAGAAACAAGUGCAUUGGUUUCUGUGAGACAUUGUCGAGAUUCGGAGGAAUGCUUUCUCCGUAUUUGUCUCACUUGACCGCAGUUCAUGCUCUAGCACCUGCUAUCACCCUAUCACUGAUUGCAGUUUCUGGCGGUUUGCUAACUCUUGUCCUUCCCGAAACACUCAACACAAAACUUCCUUCGACAAUCGCUGAAACCGCCAGUCGCCGACAAUUGAUUGAUAGAAGCGAUUCAAACUCAAACUAG